Molecule: messenger RNA, 1596 nt
Organism: Mangifera indica (mango)
Lineage: Eukaryota; Viridiplantae; Streptophyta; Magnoliopsida; Sapindales; Anacardiaceae
Product: endoglucanase 8-like
Exons: 5
Coding region: 19-1464 (481 amino acids)
Biological process (GO): carbohydrate metabolic process
Molecular function (GO): hydrolase activity, hydrolyzing O-glycosyl compounds
Source: RefSeq, a predicted model, not a curated record
AGGAAGCAGAAAGAAAAGAUGGGUGGAAAAUUGAUGACUCUGAAAGUGUUGGUAGGGAUGAUAAUGGUGGUGAAGGUGGCUUCACAUGAUUAUGGAGAUGCAUUGUCAAAGAGCAUUUUGUUCUUUGAAGGCCAGAGGUCAGGGAAAAUACCCUCCACACAAAGGAUGACUUGGAGAAAAGAUUCUGCUCUUUAUGAUGGCUCCGAUGUUGGUCUAGACUUGGUAGGUGGUUACUACGACGCCGGAGACAACGUAAAAUUCAAUUUUCCGAUGGCUUUCACUACAACAAUGCUGGCAUGGAGCAUCUUAGAGUUUGGUGAUCAGAUGGGCGCAGAUAAACGAUACGCUUUAGAUGCUCUGAAAUGGGGCACAGACUAUUUUCUGAAGGCCACUAGUGUCCCUGGAAAAGUGGCAGCCCAAGUUGGCCACCCCAUUGGCGACCACAACUGCUGGGAGAGACCAGAAGAUAUGGAUACCCCCAGAACCUCCUAUGUUGUUAAUACAACACACCCCGGCUCAGAAGUUUCUGCUGAAAUCGCCGCUGCCCUUGCAGCCUCUUCCAUGGUUUUCAAGUCCGUUGAUGGUGUCUACUCUACAUUGCUUCUCCAGAGAGCAUCUCAGGUUUAUGAAUUUGCACAGAAGUUUCAGGGCUCUUAUAAUCCCAGUGUUGGUGAAGGAGUCUGCCCUUUUUACUGCGAUUACAAUGGCUACAUGGAUGAACUGAUCUGGGGAGCAGCUUGGUUAUUCAAAGCGACAGGGUUAGAAACUUACUGGAACUAUGUUGUGCAAAAUAAUCAAAUCCUGGACAAUUAUGAAUUCGGAUGGGAUUCAAAGAACGCUGGAAUCAACAUACUUGUCUCUCAGUGUGUGAUGAACAACCCCAAUGCCAAUCCUUUUGUUUCCAACGCAGAUAAAUUUGUUUGUUCUGUGCUGCCUGAAUCACCCACCAAAUCCGUCACAUAUUCUCCAGGUGGGCUAUUGUUCAAACCAGGAGGAAGCAACACACAACACGUUACAGCCAUUUCUUUUCUUCUUCUUGUAUACUCGAACUACUUGAAAGCGGCAAAUAAUAGACAGGUUCAAUGUGGCAACAACGCUCCCACUCCUCCAUCCAGGCUUGUUGAUGUAGCAAAAAGCCAGGUUGAUUAUAUUUUAGGAAGCAACCCAAUGAAGAUGUCUUACAUGGUGGGAUAUGGGCGAAAGUUUCCUGUAAAAAUACAUCAUCGAGGGUCUUGCAUGCCUUCCAUUGAUGCACAUCCGCGGCACAUAACAUGUAAAGGUGGGACAUAUUUCUUUGAAAUGAAAUAUCGAAACUACAACAUGCUUACAGGGGCCAUUGUUGGAGGGCCUGAUGAAAAUGAUCUGUACAUAGACGACCGGAAUCGUCCUCCUCAAUCAGAACCCACCACUUAUAUCAAUGCACCAUUUGUUGGUGUAUUGGCUUACUUCAAAAGUAAUUCAUAGUUGGAACUUGGAAACUCACAUUUGAUUCUAAUUAUACUUAGUAUAAUAUGUAAUAAAAUUCCAGAAUUUGACUUGAAAAGAAGGGAGGUUUCAAGCCUGAAAAAGUUUCGAUUAUCAAAUAAGUAGUCAGAA